UUCAAUUCCCACGCACCAUGCACACCUCUCACACAGCAGCGACAUACUGACGACUACCUACCUGUCUCUCCCCUCGGGUUUUCCCACAUCCUUACAACACUUUGAUAGACGUAUCCAUAUCCCGAUUCUUCCAGUCUCCUCAACUCUCCAGACGAGAGUCGGGAGGAUAAACAUUGUGUCGCCAGUCAGGGCGCAAGGCUUCCACCAUGUCCGGCCUUCCAGACUACUAUGCCAUUCUCGAAAUCCCAUCCAGCGCCACAGCCGACGACGUCAAGCGAGCGUACAAGAAGGCGGCGCUCAAGUGGCACCCAGACCGAGUCCCGGUCGACUCGCCCGAACGUCCCAAACGUACGAAACGAUUUCAGGCCAUCAACGAUGCAUACUAUACACUCUCGGACGUGACGAGGCGACGAGACUAUGACGACGCACGCCGCUUCCACACCACUUACACAGAAGAGGAGUAUGAAGAGGAAGUUGACGAGGACAUCCCCCGCACCCGCCGCGCCCAAGCAGGCUCAAACACAUGGAGCAACUUCUUCUCCAACUUUGGCCGGUCGGGCAACCAGGAAGAAAAGUUCUCGAACGAACAGUUCGAGAGCGCGUUUGCAGAAAUGAUGGGCGAGGCCGCCAUGGCCGACGGCGAGCAGCAGGACUCGGGGACCGGCCAACCGAAGCCAGGAUCGUUCUGGGCCGUCCUGGGUGGUUUGAGUGGGGCGACGUUGGGCUUCAUCUUUGCCAACUUUGCGGGCGCCAUCCCCGGUGCGGCGGCGGGUUGGAAGUUUGGAAGGAUCAGAGACGAGAAGAAGCAGCCCGUCUAUACGACGUUUCAGCAGCUGCCGCAGGCCGACAAGGCUAAAUUGCUAAGCGAGCUUGCGACGAGGCUGUUUGCCAGCGCCCUUGGUAGUUGAACGAGAAGCAAUAACUUGGGUAUGGGACGAAGAAGAAGCUAUAGGCUUAUCAUAAUAUACGACUAGGAUUUGGGAAGGGUUCUAAGCAUUGGCGCUUUGUGGUAUAAAGUUACAUGUACUUUGAUGUUAUGAUGACGUGUAACUUCAGACGGCCGAAGAUGUCGAUUCUAUUGCGAAGUAGAUGUACCUUUGACCAAUAUCAAGGGUCGCGUCUUUUCCCAAGUAAAGUAAAUUCUAUGUAGACAAGAAUUUAGGUUUUGUUAAUUUCACAAUUAACAACCCCGUGAGUCC
Messenger RNA from Exophiala oligosperma, 1199 nucleotides. RefSeq lists its product as uncharacterized. NCBI's taxonomy places the organism in Eukaryota, Fungi, Ascomycota, Eurotiomycetes, Chaetothyriales, Herpotrichiellaceae. The transcript has 2 exons. The record is from RefSeq and is a predicted model, not a curated record. The coding region runs from base 207 to 908 and encodes 233 amino acids.